Molecule: messenger RNA, 1587 nt
Organism: Prorocentrum cordatum
Lineage: Eukaryota; Dinophyceae; Prorocentrales; Prorocentraceae
Source: the annotation of a GenBank genome assembly
AUGGCGCGCGUCUUCCCGGCGCUGGCGGCGGCGCUGCUCGCCUCGGCCUGCCUGCGGGCGGCCGCCCUCGGUGUCGAGCGGCCGAAGGGCGCCCGCCGCCGGGCCAGGGAGCGCCUGGACCGCGCGGAUCGCCUCCGCUACGAGGGCGAGGAUCCGGCGCCGACGGCCCCGCCCGCCCCGAAGGUCUACUGCCCUCCCGACGAGGUGGCCCUCGGCGCCGGCCAGGACGUGCCAGGCCGCCUGCCCGCGGUGUGCCAGCCAUCGACGCGCCCCGGGGCCAUUGCCGAGCUGCGCGGCAGCUUCGACGCCCACCAUAAGGCCUCCAUCGCCGCCGCCUUCGCGGGCUCGGAGGCCGGCGCCUACCUGACCGGGGCGAUGAGCGGCUGCGAGAACUUCCGCGCCUCGCUGCCGGGGGGCAGCGUCGCCUUGCGCUGCGUCUCCCUGGCUGGCUGGCUCCCGCGCGCCCUGCUCAACGCCAGCUCCGCCGAGGCGAGGGCGGGGGGCUGCGAGAGCGGCGUGGCACGCUGGGCCCGGCCGCUCAUUCUGCAGGCAGCCGUAGAGGCGUCUGGUCACCCCGUCUUUCUGGUGAGUGCGGACGACAUGAUGGAUUUGGGCGCAAGCCUGCUCGUGAGUGGAAAGAAGCAAAUGGCAGUCGCAGCGGAGGGCAACGGCAAGCUCAACACAGACGCGGUGUUCGCCACGAAGGCGAGCUUGAACUUCCUGGACAAGUGGGCGGAUCAGGCUGGUCAGUGCUUCAGCAGCCCUGAGGUGGAUAAAAGCGCUUUGCAGCAAGUGCUUCACUACGGGGGUAUGGGGAAGCUGCUGGGGACCUUCUACGCCACCGAGGUCGGAGAGUGCAUGAGGAGGGGCGAGUUCGCAACGCACUUCAAUUGCGCAGGCAAGCGCACAUCUUCUGUCAUGAAGAGCAUGCACGAUUGGGUGGAAGGCAUAACCGUGGACCCGAAGCAGGUGAUGCAGCCUGGUCAGGGACGCGCGCUGCGGAGGCAGCAGGAGCAGGAGCAGGGGAGCUACAACGCCGGGAUCAGCGCGUGCGAGAAGGGUGGGGAGUGGCAGUUGGCGGCUUCAUUGCUCGGCAAGCUGAGGGACGCGAGGCGACAUGGAAUGGAGAUGCCGCCAAGUAUGAUAUUGGUGUUGUUCAGCCUCAGGUCCUUCGGUCUGCAUCUUCCUCAUUUCGCCCUGGUCGCCCACCGUCGGUCGGAGGCCAUCUACGAGAGCUCCCGCCGGGAGCCCCUCGGGCAGCCAUACUUGCGGGGCUUGGUGCCGCCGAGACAGGCCGUGGCGGACCCCGGCUUCCGCUUCGGGGCCCCCGGCGCGCGGGCCCGCACCUGCUACGACCAGGUCGGCAAGGACGCCCUGGAGCCCAGCGGCCUCGCGGAGGACGACGCGCUCACCCACCAGCACUACGUCCUCUCGCACCAGGCCUGGCACCCUGGCGAGCAGCGCCGCCGGGGCUACCGGUGGCCCUUCGGCGUCCGGGGCCACACGUUCGGGUGCGCCACUGCCGCGAAGUGGCAGGAGCACGCGGGCCUCGGCAUAAGGGAGGUGUUCGCUGCCGAGGCGGCCGAG